UCUUCUUCUUUAUUAUAAUGACUACAAUAGCAAUGACAACAUUUAAAGAUAGAACAAACGAAUUUCAUUCUUUAUGUGAAAGAAAAAGAUUAAGAAACACAACAACAACAAAUGCCUUAGAAAGAAAGGCUCUACUGUCUUCUCCUGAACCAAAACAGCCAAAGAAAACUCAACCUCGCUCUGAAUUUUCAAUGAUGGCAGCUGAAAUCAGUAAACAGAUUACCAAUACAGCAGGAAAACUAGAGAAAUUAACAAAAUUGGCUAAAAGAAAGACAUUAUUUGAUGACAAGCCCGUUGAAAUCAAUGAAUUAACGUUUAUUAUCAAACAAGAUAUUGCGAAAUUAAACAAGCAAAUCGCUAUGCUUCAAGAUUACACCAAACACCAAAAACAGUCUUCAAAACAAGCGGCUGAGCAUAGUUCAAACGUGGUUGUCGCUUUACAAAGUAAAUUGGCAAAUACUUCCAUGAGUUUUAAAGACGUUUUAGAGAUAAGAACAGAGAAUAUGAAGAUGUCCAAAGAUAAAAGGGAUCAAUUCUUAUUUUCAACAGCGGAACAAGUAUCUGAACAUACAUCUUCUACUUUUGCCAAUUCACCACUACUAAAAUCGCGUAAACGAGGUACGCCACCUCCAGUUGUAGAAGAACAAGAGGAGUCAACUUUAUCACUUGGAAUACCUAUGAUCAGUCAACAACAACAGCAGGAACAACUUCGAGUGCUUGAACAGGAUAGAUAUAUUGAUCAUAGAUCAUCGGCAAUUGAGAGUAUUGAGAGUACUAUAGCAGAACUGGGAAGUAUAUUUCAGCAGCUGGCCACGAUGGUAGCAGAACAGAGAGAAACAGUACAGAGAAUUGAUCAGAAUACAGAUGAUAUCGAAAUGAAUGUGAUGGGAGCACAAAGAGAACUAUUAAAAUACUAUACAAGCAUCAGUUCAAACAGAUGGCUGCUUAUAAAGAUAUUCGUUACAAUCAUAUUGUUCUUUUUAUUAUUUACUUUUAUUAUGUAAUAUAGAAAAUAAACAAAAUAGUCAUCCAAGCAUGGCUACGUAUAUCCUUAAAUAAUGAAAGCAGAGCAUUAUACGUGCAAUCAGUAGCUGAAAGAAGUAAACGAUGGGCACAGUCACUACAUCAUCCAUACCACACACGAAACAAUAAGAGCAUCGUCUUAUGGGGCUAUCGUAGUGCACAAUCAUUACGAUCGUUUCGUCAAGGCGCG
This is a messenger RNA of Rhizopus microsporus ATCC 52813, 1213 nucleotides long. RefSeq names its product syntaxin 5. The transcript has 6 exons. NCBI's taxonomy places the organism in Eukaryota, Fungi, Mucoromycota, Mucoromycetes, Mucorales, Rhizopodaceae. Gene Ontology annotation, biological process: intracellular protein transport; endoplasmic reticulum to Golgi vesicle-mediated transport; vesicle fusion. Gene Ontology annotation, molecular function: SNARE binding; SNAP receptor activity. Gene Ontology annotation, cellular component: SNARE complex; Golgi membrane; endomembrane system. The record is from RefSeq and is a predicted model, not a curated record. Bases 18 to 1004 code for a protein of 328 amino acids.